UUGCAGGAGGUCUCUGCAACGCUCGGCUGCAAUGAUGCCAUUUGACACAGCAGAGAAGAAGGUUACAGGUGGGGCGUGGUUUGCUAUCUCACUGAAUUAUCUCCCAACAGGCUCUAACAAACACCACAAAGACGCGUUUCGCAAACAUUGUCAUCUGCAACACAAAAAUGGACCAAAAGUGGAUUCGUGUGCUGGUGAUUCUGCUGAUUUGUCGACAAAUGACUUCAGGAGCCGGUGAAGACGUAACUGUAAAGGAAGGGCAGCAGAUUGAUAUCAAUUGUAAGCCUGAAGCAAUGGGCACCAUGGUCAUCUGGUUUCGAGUUCUCGACACAUCUAGUGUGGAAUUCAUCGCAUCUUUCAGCAGCACUGGCGUCCUAAAGUCAUCCUCCACGUCCUUCUCUUCCACCUUCAGUGUCUCACAGAGCAAGCAAUAUACCCUCACACUGAAGGCGUUUAACAAAGCUAAAGACAGUGGCGUUUACAACUGUGGGUCUCUCUACAGAGGUAAUGAGCUGAAGUUUGGCAAAGCAACCCGACUGGUUGGAGAGAUAGUCAAAGUCCCAGUAGCACCACCACAGGCCACCACCACCCAACAAAAUCUAUGCACAACCGCCACGCCGUGUGUUUGUAGCAACACUAACAAGCCAGGUAAAUGUUCACAGUCACAUCUGUGUGGAGUCCUUUUUAUCUGCAUGUGUAUGACGCUGGUGGUAAAAGAGCACAUGCUUUGCAGGGGAAACCAGUCCUCAACUAUUUUGUUCUCUCAUCAUACUGGGCCCUCUGGCCGGCGGCUGCGGCCUUCUUCUUCUACUCCUCAUCGCCACCACCAUCUACUGCAACCAAAUAAGGACUCGGAGAUGCCCACACCAUUACAAAAGAAAACCACGGGUGGUGGCUCCUGGAAAACCAAAGAUGAACAACAGACACGUUUAAUCUAAAUAUGGUGCAGUUUAACAGACAUUGCUUUCAAUGACAAAUUCAUUACUGUCUCAUGUUGCUGUUGCAGAAAUAAUUUUUCAUCUUAUUCAGAUUAAUCACAUUUAUGGUGAAUAUUUUGCUGCCACCUUAAGUUUUCAUUGUUUGUGAUAGACAGUGAGAAGUGUUGAAAAAUCAUCGUCAGUGGCAGCGUUACCACAUUCUGAUUGAACUCUUUUGAUGAUCUUGAUAUGAAAUAUGGAUUUAUCCAGUCCCCUGAAUGUUUAUAACAGAACCCACUAAAGACCUGAGAAUAAAAUAUUAGAAAUAAGCACAAUUUAUGUUUAUGUUGACAUUUUUGCAAAAAGUGUAUAUAAUUAAUUUUGGUUUUUUGUACAGAGCCAAAGCCAAUGUUAAACUGUUUAUGUUUUUCCAGCAGUCUCCGUAUAUUAUUUUUUUUACCUUAAUGAUUGUACUGCCCUUUAUUUUUGUUAUGUUAACAUUUUCAAACAAAAACUUAAUUUGUCUUUAGCUUGAAAAAAAAUCCCAGUAACAAAAAACAAUAAAAGUAAUACAUUUCUCUCUAUCCAGCAAGAUAAUUAGAUUUUUUUUAAAUUUUAUUUUAAUUUCUAUAUUGUUAAGCUUUGAUUAUUUUUUUUCCUUAAAAGUAACAUUUCUCAUUAUGCAAAUUUCUACGGUUGCAAAGGAAUGAGGAACAAUUUUUUUUUUUGUAAAAUUGAAGGUACAUUUUUGUAGAAUUCUCCCACUGCUUGAGUUUUUGUAACUUGAAAUGUUGUUUAAAAAAAAAAAACUAAAAUAAAAUAGAUUACCACUCAAAAAACAAUGGAUUUUAUUUGUCUUUAUUCUUGUUUCAUAUUUUUUUCUUCUUUUUCUUUGGCACAUCAAACCCACUCAUUUGCAUCCCCAUCAGUCAUUCAGGGUUUUGGUACAGAAACAUAAAGUUUGACAUGAAGCUCAAGCGAGAGAUAUUUGUUUCGUUGUAAGCCCCCUCGAGUCAAAAGGAAGUGGGCUGCUACAACUGUACGCAGAGUGAAAAACAACGAAGCUGGGAGUAGAGACAGAAAUUUUCAGAGGAGAUUCUGUUCCCUGUUGAGUUUAAUACGCACACGCACGCACACACACACACACACACACACACACACACACACGUACGUCCCUUACACCUUUAAGAAAACAGUGUUUAUUCAUUUCCUGGAUGUAUUUUUUAACCUUUUCCCCACAUAUUACGGCAGUUCAUGUUAGUUUUCGUUUCUCAUUUUGGCACAAAUUGUACAAACCAGACUCAUACCGCAACUACACCAUUGAAAUUUUUAGAUUUUUUUUAUUUAAUUAGUAUUCCCACAUCUAAAACACCUCUCAUAUCUUUUGACUCACACCCACACAAACCUUUGACAUGGAAAACAAACACUUGGGGACAGUAUAUUGAUUUUUAACUUUACAGCUAAAAGCCCUUUGUAAAUUAUACAGUGUUGUUUUAUAUAGAGCAAAAAUCUUUUUUUUUUAUUUUUUUUAUUUUCAUUUUUUACAGUAUACAAACAAGGGGGGUUGACAAAGCUUGUAACCUCCUCGGUUCACUAAGUGCACUUGUGGACACCAGCAUUUUUUUUUUCUCUACAAAGCCAAA
Messenger RNA from Epinephelus lanceolatus (giant grouper), 2560 nucleotides. The record is from RefSeq and is a predicted model, not a curated record. NCBI's taxonomy places the organism in Eukaryota, Metazoa, Chordata, Actinopteri, Perciformes, Serranidae.